AUGUAUACAACAAGAAUCUAAUCUAUCUCAGUCUCACUAGUCUCAGUAUCUGAUCUUGAUCUAGUCUAGAUCUAGAUCAGAUAGAUAGAUCUUGAUCUACUAGUUAUGUAUUAUUGCAUUAUAAUUUUAUUAUCUAUAUAUCUAGAAUGGAAUAACUAAGAAUAGAUCUAGUCAAAUCUAGUGACUUGUAGAUCUUCACCAAGUUUUACGAGUUUAGAAUCUAGACUGGCUAGACAGUGACAGUCGUGUUCCUUAUUUUAUGCAUGUUUUCAUUUAUUAAGUUGAGCCAGUUGAGGUUAUUUGUAACUAAUUUCGUAUCUCAUUCCUGUAAAUUUCUUCAUCAUUAUCAUGAUUAUGCCACUUUGGACCAGUGUAUUCAGAUUCAAAGACGGUUUUCUAAAGGUCACAUUUACUUUGAAAUUAGUUGCAACUUGUUACCUACAAAACUGUCAAGCGAAUGCAGGUUUAAAUUUAAAGUGCUAAAAGUCAACGGUACUGUGAAUACGGAUACACAGAGAUUAAACUACCAAUCUCAAUACUUCACAACUCCAGAAUCGGAUUGUCAAAUUAUCAGACCAGGAUCUAUAAUGUCUGAAAUAAACAAGAAGUUCAUUGUUGGUUAUGCCAAACUGGGUACAUCUGGCUGUAAGAAGUGUAAGCAGAAAAUAGAGAAAGGAUCAUUAAGGAUAGGUAAAUUGAGUCCUAAUCCAUUCUCUGAGGAUGGUGGUCAGAUGAAACAAUGGUUUCAUCCUACGUGUUUAUUUGAAACAUUUGCUAGAGCAAGAGCAUCAACCACGAAACUUGAGGAUCCUGAAGACGCUGAAGGUUUUAAUGAUUUACAAGAAGAUGACAAGCAGCUAAUAAAGAAACUUAUAGAAGAUUAUCAAACAAAGAAAGGCAAACCUUCAAAGACUGAAAAACCAGUAGCAGCCAAAAAUGAGAAUUCUUUGAAAAAUUCUGAUGGAAAAACAGAAAAAAGACCUGCAUCUUUAAGUCUUGAUGAUUCCUUUCGCCAAUUUCGACGAUUGUGUGCCAAUAUUGCUGAAGAAAAUAGCUAUCUUGGUAAAACUAAAUUAGUUCAUGAUUUUAUUACCAAAGGAAGUAGUGGAGAUGGUUACCAUGGAGAUCUCAGUGUGUUGAUAAAACUAUUACUUCCUGGUGUAAUGAAGUCAGUUUAUAAUUUAAAUAAUAAACAACUGGUCAAGCUGUUUAGCCAGAUCUUUGCAACAAGUUUGCACAAAAUGAUUGAGGACUUAGAAAGGGGAGAUGUAGCAGAAACUAUCAGACUUUUUUUUGAAGAAAGUAAAGCUGUGGUCCCUCUACAGAAAAGUGAUCUGACACUACAAGAGGUGAACAAAUUCCUGCAUGAACUUUCUCAGUUGACAAAGGAAGAGGACCAACAGAGGAUUCUGACCAAAGUUGCUAAAAGAAGCACAGCUAAUGACCUUAAAAUGUUUGUAAGACUUAUUAAACAUGACUUGAGGAUCAAUGCAGGAGCUAAACAUAUUUUAGAUGGUCUUCACCCUGAUGCAUAUGCUGCUUUUCAAACAUCACAUGAUCUAGAAGAUGUCAUUCAACGCGUGAGUCAGCUCAGUCAUGUCAAGCCUGGCAUGAGUACUAAAUUAAGUGUUGAAGCUUCACUUAUGACACCUGUAUUGCCUAUGUUGGCUGAGGCUUGCAGAUCUGUGGAACAAGCAUUUAAAAAAUCUCCAGAUGGAUUUUUUGCAGAAAUCAAAUAUGAUGGAGAGAGAGUACAGCUUCAUAAGCAAGGAAAUGAAUUUAAAUAUUAUAGUCGCUCUUUGAAACCUGUAUUGGCUCACAAGGUACAGCAUUUUAAAGACUUUAUACCAAAAGCUUUCCCAUCCAGCAAUGAUUUGAUCCUUGAUGCAGAAGUUCUUUUGGUAGAUAAUAAAACAGGAAAUCCAUUACCAUUUGGCUCUCUCAAUGUUCACAAGAAAGCCAAGUUUCAAGAUGCUACAGUCUGCCUGUUUGUAUUUGACUGUCUAUUGAUUAAUAAUGAAAACCUUAUGAACAAGCCUAUCAAAUUUCGAAGGCAAAUCUUGGAGGAUAACAUGACUCCUGUAAAAAACCACAUUCACCUUUCUGAGACCAAGUUGAUCACUGUAGCUGAUGAUCUUCAGAACCUAAUGGCAAAAGUAUUUAAUGAAGGAUUAGAAGGUCUUGUGUUGAAAGAUAUUAAUAGUAUUUAUGAACCAGGAAAACGUCAUUGGCUGAAAAUAAAGAAAGAUUAUCUCCAUGAUGGAAGUAUGGCUGACUCAGCAGAUUUGGUUGUACUUGGAGCAUAUUAUGGCACUGGAAAUAAAGGUGGAAUGAUGUCUAUAUUUCUAAUGGGCACUUUUGAUCCUGAUAAGCAACGGUGGGUUACAGUAACAAAAUGUGGCAUAGGUUUUGAUGAUAAAAAACUUGAAGAACUUAAUAAAGAGCUUGAUAUGGUCAAGAUAAGUAAAGAUAUGAAUCUUGUUCCUCAGUGGCUUGAACUCAAUAAGCCUCUCUGUCCAGAUUUCGUCGUGAAAGAUCCAACUAAAUCCCCUGUUUGGGAAAUUAUUGGUGCAGAGUUUAGUCAGUCUGAGCUACACACUGCUCAUGGAAUAUCUAUUCGAUUUCCUAGAGUCCAGAAAUUUAGGGAUGAUAAAACUUGGAAGGAAGCCACAGAUUUACCAAGAUUAAAGAAACUAUUUGAAGACUCCAAGAAAAAGACUGAUUUAAAUUUAAUGAAAGCUAUUGGAGCUAAAAACACUAUCACACAAGAAACAACUUCUGAAAAUGACUGUCAUUUAGUUAGCCAACCAAAAAGUAGAAAACGUCCUUUAGAAAUCAAUCAAGAAAAUACAGCAGAAAACAAAAAGACGCUGUUGAACAUUUUUCAUGGUUGUAAAAUUUUGCUUCCAUGUGACACUCCUGAGUACAAACAACUAAAACGCUACAUCAUAGCUUUUGAUGGAGACAUAGUGCCUGAAUUUGAUGUGAAGUCUGCCACUCAUAUUAUAGGCUCAAGCAAGGUUGUUUGCACAAAUGAAACAGUUCCUGUUGUAUCAACUGACUGGCUUUGGACUUGCAUAAGAGAGAAAAAGCUUAUCAGGGUAGAUGCUUUUAAAGUCAAGGAAAUAAAGUAGUUUGGCUUGAACA
Biomphalaria glabrata is the source of this 3147-nucleotide messenger RNA. RefSeq names its product DNA ligase 3-like. Gene Ontology annotation, biological process: DNA recombination; double-strand break repair via alternative nonhomologous end joining; mitochondrial DNA repair. The coding region runs from base 264 to 3134 and encodes 956 amino acids. Gene Ontology annotation, cellular component: DNA ligase III-XRCC1 complex. Gene Ontology annotation, molecular function: DNA ligase (ATP) activity; DNA binding; ATP binding. The record is from RefSeq and is a predicted model, not a curated record. The transcript has 21 exons. NCBI's taxonomy places the organism in Eukaryota, Metazoa, Mollusca, Gastropoda, Planorbidae.